AUGAGCGUCUCGCGAUACCCCGCGGAAACCCGCACCAUCAUUGACCCUGUGCUGUCGACCGGCAACGUCGCCUACCUGGUCGAGGCCAACGUCCACGAAAUGCGCCCGCGCGCCAACCCGGACGGCACCUUUUCCACCGCCGCCCGCGCUCCCUUCGAGCCCCGUCGCCCGCCCGGCGAGCCGCUGCUCAUGGAGCCCAAGUCGUCGUAUCUGCACAGCCCACCACCGCCGCCGCCGCCGCCCGUAACCCGCCCCGACGGCCCGGCCUUGCGCCCGCGCAGCAACACCACCAUCGCGACUGGCGCCCGUCCCACCAGCAUGAUCUUGCCCGCCACGCCCACCACCCGCCCGCUGAUGGCCGACUACGACCGCCUGCGCUCGCCAGUCCACCAUCCGGCCGCCUACUACCCCAGCGAGGACGCCGACCGCCACCUGCCGCCGCAAUCUACCUCCGCGCGCCGCCGCACCAUCAGCACCGUCACCAAUACCUUCGUGCCCCGCGCCAAAAAGGACCCCGCCGCGUAUAUUGCCGCCAAUGGGAGUCGAGGCACCCGCAAGCUGUAUCCCGUGUACAAAACCGACCGCAAGCCCACCAAGAUCGAUCUCAACAACGCCUAUUCCUAUACCAACCUGAACGAGGAGUUCAUCCACGACUGGGUGGACUCCGCGAAGCCCGCUCCUCGCCGCACAAACCCUUCUAGCGCGCCGCGUCCCGUCAGCCUCAACGCCCUGGAUGGAUCCCUGCCGCAGUCCUGGAGUGAUUCGCGGUACCACGGCCCCAUGUCGUCCUCCAAGGGUGCUGAGAAUGCCCGCAAGGAUGACGACCGCAGAGACCACGGCCGUAGUGCUGGCUCGGAGGCGCCCCGUGCCGCGGACGUCCCUCGACGUCAUCCAUCGCAACGAGCGCCCGUCUCGGUUCACCAGGCCAAGGCCAAGCCGUCGUACAAUGACAGCGAGACCUCCACGGAUUCGCGCGGAUACCGCAUCCGUCGAGACGACGAUGGCGUGGUGGUGGUGGACGACCAGCCGUACAUGACCAUCGUCCGCCAGCCCAGCCCCAGCGUCAAGAACGACCGAAAAACGGGCAGAAGCGACUCCGACUCCACGUACGCCAUGACCGGCGGGCUCCUUGCGUCGGCGGGGCUUGCCAGCGGCUACUCCAAGGAUAUCCGCGACGGGUAUUCCGACCGCAAUCGCAGUCCGCGCAGAAGAAGCCGAAAGGACCGUGACUUGCAACGGCCGUCCCGGGACGAGACCGGGAGUGAUACCGAUGUCUCCUCUGCAGAUGACAGCAUGAAGCAUCUGUACGGCCGGAGCUCACGUCGUCGAAACGACCGAACCUCCGAAUCCAAAGGUGGCAGUCGACACCAUGAUCGAGAGAAAGACGACUCGGGCGGCCCCAAGCUCAGCAACGGCGGCAGCAACCGCAGCCGCGUAUCCCCCAGCCCGGCCCGCAAAGAAUCACCCGAAACGCCAGCAAAAAAGGACAACAGCAGCAACAACAACGAGCCCACCCCCAAGGGCAUCCUGAAGCAGCCGACGCAGAAAUUCCCCGAGGACCCCAGCGCGGUGCGCGAGGGCGUGGCGCCGCUCAAGGACGCGCCGAAGCAGGGCGUCCCGCCCGGCGCGCGCUGGACCAAGAUCGACCGCCGCCUCGUCAACCCGGCCGCGUUGGAGGGCUUCGAGCGCUUCGAGGAGCGCUCCGACUACGUCAUCGUGCUGCGCGUGCUCUCGCGCGAGGAGAUCCAGGCGUACGCCAUCCGCACCGCGGAGAUUCGAGCGCGGAACUACCGCGAUCGUCGGAAGGAGAACAAGCGCAAGAACGGCGGCGACCGCCAUUAUGGCCGCAGCCGGCAUAGCACGGACAGUGAUGAUGAGGACGAUGAGGGAAGUGAUGAUGGGAAGGAUGAUGAGCGGUCUGUAGAGAAUAACGCUCCCGAUUCAGACUCCAGAAGAUGA
Molecule: messenger RNA, 1959 nt
Organism: Ophidiomyces ophidiicola
Lineage: Eukaryota; Fungi; Ascomycota; Eurotiomycetes; Onygenales; Onygenaceae
Exons: 2
Coding region: 1-1959 (652 amino acids)
Source: RefSeq, a predicted model, not a curated record